ACCGUCAACAAGCGCCAAAGUUGAACCUCGUCACAGAGGAAAAUGACCGCCGAAGAGCCCCAAUGGCGAAAAGUCCCUUCGGUUACGGGCGUAAUACCGCGUUCCAGGCACGGACACCGGGCGGUGGCCAUCCGGGAGCUGAUUGUCGUGUUUGGCGGCGGAAACGAGGGGAUAGCAGAGGACCUCCAUGUUUACAACACUGUUUCGAAGCAGUGGUUUCUGCCGGCGGUGAGAGGAGACAUCCCACCCGGUUGCGCCGCCCACGGCUUAGUCUGCGAGGGCACUCGCAUCCUGGUCUUCGGCGGCAUGGUGGAGUAUGGCAAAUACUCCAACAACCUCUAUGAACUUCAGGCUAGUCGCUGGCUUUGGAAGAAGCUGAAGCCCCGAGCGCCCAAGAACGGUUUGCCCCCGUGCCCUCGUAUCGGGCACAGUUUCACCCUGGUGGGUAGCAGGUGCUACGUGUUCGGAGGGCUGGCCAACGUCAGCGAGGACCCCAACGGCAAUGUCCCACGGUAUAUGGACGACAUGUACGAGUUGGAGCUGCAGUCCGUAUCGGGGGCCAGAGGCUGGAGCAUCCCGGAGACAAAAGGCGGCGGUCCUUCGGCACGGGAGUCGCACAGCGCCGUCGCCUACACCGGUCUGGGCUCGCCGAAGCUCUUUAUCUUUGGAGGGAUGCAAGGCAGCCGAUUAGAUGACCUCUGGCAGCUUGACCUCAGCACAAUGGUGUGGUCAACGCCCGAGACGAGGGGUUCCGUGCCACUACCCAGGAGCCUUCACUCUGCCAAUGUGAUCGGACACAAGAUGUUCGUCUUCGGCGGCUGGAUUCCCGUUCCGGAGUCAGAGAAGCGAAACGGCGCGGGGAUUAAAUGGAUUUGCACUAACUCCUUAUGUGCGCUUGACUUGGACACUAUGAGCUGGCAGAACCUGGGCCCAGAGUACGACGACGUCGGCUCCCGGCCGCAGAGCCGUGACGACCACGACGCCGGCGGGCCCAAAGCCCGGGCCGGCCACUGCGCCGCCGCCGUCGGAUCCAGGCUCUACGUUUGGAGCGGCCGAGACGGUUACCAUAAGAACCUCUACCAAGUGUGCCGCAAGGACCUUUGGUACCUGGAGACAGAUCGACCGGGCCCCGCAGACGCGGUGACGCUCGUCAAAUACACCGUGGGCACGCUCCACGUGGCCUGGCGCCCCCUGUCGGGAGCUGACCGUUACAUCCUCCAGAUUCAGCCCGUCUGUCCUCAAGCCAAACAGGAUUUGAAGUCAACAGACACAGAGACAAAAGAUUCCCACCCCUUCGACCUCGCGAGCGAACGCAACAACGGAGAACAAGAGAACGCGUCGGCCCAGGACGGUUCAAAGCGGCGCAACGAUCUGACGAACUCAUCCGAUAGCUCGCAAGAAGGGGGACGGGGUUCGUCAAGCUCAGCUCGCCGUCAGCGGGGUAAAUCUGACGCUCACGCUCCUAAAAACGAGUCAACCGAAACUGUGACUCAUUCACAGCGUCUCUUUGCUUUCAUUUGCGCCCCGCCCCGACAUCUAGCCGAGAACACCGCAGAUCAGGAUCCGGAGGGAGCCGCGUGGUUUGACGUCGGUGUGUUCAGAAGCCUCUUUUCUGAGGUCCAGCACUACUAUCUGCCUUCCGUCACCAAAGAGCGUCAGAGGAAGGUGCCGGGUCCUGACGACUACCGGGACAGAGAGAAGAAGGAGCUGGAUCCGGGCCGGAGUUACCGCUUCAGAGUGGCGGGCGUCAAUUGCUUCGGCCAAGGAGACUUCGGCCAGGUCGGCGAGUUCAAGACGUGCCAACCCGGCUUCCCCGGAGCGCCCUCGGCCGUCAAGAUCACCAAGGCUCACGAUUUAGUCCACAUCACAUGGGAAGCUCCUACAUCUCCAUCUGGCCGGAUCUCGGAAUAUUCCAUGUACAUGGCGGUGAAGAAGAGCCGCUCGUCCGGCUCGGAAGGCCCCGGCCAACUGGCGUUCAUCCGAAUCUACCGCGGCGUCAAGAUGUUCUGCACGGUCGGCUCUAACCACCUGGUCAACGCGCACCUGGACCGCUCCGCCUCCAACCGGCCGGCGCUCGUGUUCCGCAUCGCCGCCAAGAACGAGCAGGGCUACGGCCCGGCGACGCAGAUCCGCUGGAUUCAAGACGCUUUCAAAGCGCGAGGCGAAUCCAAGGCGGACGGCGAUGAGUUGGACGAUGGCGACAGCUCCAGCUGAAAGCGAGAGACGAAUAAGGCUGCGCUCUGGCAAUCAAGCAAUACACACCAGUGAAUUACGCGUACAAUAUGAAAUAUUUUCGUUUUGAUAAUUUAUCUAUUUAAAAAUGCUGUUGAUAUUUUGAAAAAGAGACCACUGUUGUUUUAUAGCUUCAUUCAAACAAAUAUUUUGAAACAUACACUACUUUUGUUUCAAACAAAAACCAGACACAUUAUUGUAUGCCGGCUGCAUUUUUUUUAGGUACCAUGUUUUUUCGGCCUAAAGGCAGAGACCAUUUCAAGUUCGAUGGAAUCGAAUGUAAGCUGUAACAUUUUUGUGUGCGCAUAGAUGAAUUUGUAUAGUUUUUCAAUCCAUAUAAUGUCUUGUAAUAAUGUGAAUUUGUUUGACGUGAUGUUUGGAGACUUGCACUGUAAGUUGCUGUUGCCGCUUAUUAUGAUUUCCAUUAAACCUUUAUUCUA
Messenger RNA from Phycodurus eques (leafy seadragon), 2672 nucleotides. It is a transcript of the gene hcfc2, whose product is annotated as host cell factor C2. Gene Ontology annotation, cellular component: histone methyltransferase complex. Bases 43 to 2214 code for a protein of 723 amino acids. The record is from RefSeq and is a predicted model, not a curated record. NCBI's taxonomy places the organism in Eukaryota, Metazoa, Chordata, Actinopteri, Syngnathiformes, Syngnathidae. Gene Ontology annotation, molecular function: protein binding; transcription coactivator activity. Gene Ontology annotation, biological process: regulation of DNA-templated transcription; chromatin remodeling. The transcript has 15 exons.